Camellia sinensis is the source of this 2347-nucleotide messenger RNA. RefSeq names its product APETALA2-like protein 3. NCBI's taxonomy places the organism in Eukaryota, Viridiplantae, Streptophyta, Magnoliopsida, Ericales, Theaceae. Gene Ontology annotation, biological process: regulation of DNA-templated transcription. Gene Ontology annotation, molecular function: DNA-binding transcription factor activity; DNA binding. The record is from RefSeq and is a predicted model, not a curated record.
AUCACAGCUCCCACGUCGCAUCUCUUCCCUAAGCGUCUGUUAUUUGCCCCUCUCUCUCCCUCUCUUCUCUGUGUGGAGAGAGAGAAAGAAGAGAGAGAGUAUUUCUUUUCUUCUCUUUUCUCUUCCUCUCCACUCCACUUGUCUUCCAUCACCAAAUCCAAAUCCUCUACCACAACCAACUCUCUCUCUCUCUCUCUCUCUCUCUCUAUCUAGACAUCUGUCUCUCUUCUUUUCCAUGGAACCUCACCAAUGGCCGUUACAUUCAUCUCUCUCUCUCUCUCUCUCUCUCUCUCUCUCUUAAUGUAAUGUAACUCCUCCGAGCUUCUUUCACACGUCUCACCUUGAUUUGUUCUCUCUUCUCUCUGAGCGUUACACUCACACUCACAGACAUAAACACAGACGCAGACAAAGCCUCCUCACCCACAGUUUUCUCGUGAUUUUAGUGUCUCAUUCAUUGAACUCAGAUUCUCCAAUCUCUGUAAUUCAUUGAUAUUACUGUAGUCCUCUUCUGAUUCUGAUUGCGUUUCCUCAAACUCAAAUACAUCAAUGCUCUCUACAACCUUCAAAUCACUCUCAGACUCUCUAAUUCAAGAUCACUAUCACAAACAACUCUAAACUUAGAGAGACGCAGACAGAGAUGUUGGAUCUCAACGUUGAUUCGAGUUGCAAUGAGGUCGAGGCGACUAAGAUCACGAAGCUUCCGAGAAGUGACGAUUGUUCCGGGACUUCGAUCUCCUCCAUCGUCAACAAUAAUACUCCGGACGAAGACUCCACCUCUAAUCCUCCUUCCAGCAGUGUUUGUUCAUUCAAUUUCGAUAUCUUCAGCAGCAAGGCCAAAGAUCCCAGUAUCAUCAUCGCAAUCCAAGACGACUCUGAUGAGAAUUCGCCUCCCCAAUUCGUUACCAGGCAGUUUUUUCCCAGUGGUCAUUCGGACGAAUUCGAUUCUCGAUCGUCUUCGUUGAGGCCGCCGCAGUGCGUGAAUCUCUCUUUUUCUGACUCUGGCGGUGUGCCGGAGUUGACAAAUUUUCAACAACAGCAACACAAGCAGCCACAGCAACAGCAGGUGAAGAAGAGUCGGCGGGGGCCUAGGUCUCGAAGCUCGCAGUAUCGCGGAGUUACGUUUUAUCGAAGAACUGGACGAUGGGAAUCACAUAUUUGGGAUUGUGGGAAACAAGUUUAUUUGGGUGGAUUUGACACCGCUCAUGCUGCAGCUAGAGCAUAUGAUCGGGCAGCGAUUAAGUUUAGGGGACUUGAUGCUGAUAUCAAUUUCAGUUUAAGCAAUUACGAAGAAGAUAUGAAACAGAUGACAAACUUGACUAAAGAGGAAUUUGUGCAAAUACUUCGUCGCCGAAGCACCGGAUUCUCUCGAGGGAGCUCAAAAUAUAGAGGAGUGACCCUGCACAAAUGUGGUCGAUGGGAGGCUCGAAUGGGGCAGUUCCUUGGGAAGAAGUAUAUAUAUCUUGGGUUAUUCAACAGUGAAGUAGAAGCUGCAAGGGCUUAUGAUAAAGCAGCCAUCAAAUGUAACGGAAGGGAAGCGAUCACCAACUUUGAGGCUAGUACCUAUGAAGGAGAGAUAAGUUUUGACACCAAUAUUCCAGAUGGAAGCACUGCCCAGAAUCUUGAUCUGAAUCUCUGGAUUUCUGCACCUACAGAUGUUCCAAAGGGGAAUGACAAUGUCAGAAAUUUUCAAUCACAAUAUGCUGCUUGUGAAAUGCCUGAUGGGAAAAGGCCGAAGGUUGAGACCUCUGUUUCUAGUCCUAUUGAUGGAAGAAAUAUCCAAGGUCUGACUAUGGCAUCCAAGAACUCUUCAGUAUGGUCUGGCAAUCAUCCCAGUUUCACACCAAACUAUGAGGAAAGAGCACUAGGGAAGGUGACUGAAGCCAUUCCUUCACCGGCAUUCCCAAACUGGGCAUGGAAAAUGCAGAACCAAAGUGUGGAUAGCCCGGUGGCACUGUUCUCCGCUGCAGCAUCAUCAGGAUUCCCUCCUUCCACUCCCACCACUACUUUGUCAGCUACGCUUGCCCCACAAAAUCUGCAGAACAUCACCCCAUACUUUCCGACACAAACCACCAACAUUUCCCAUUUCUACAAUCACAAGAGCUAGAAACAACCAGUUAGGGUUCAAUAAUUUGUUUUCAGCUUGUACUUUCCUUUGCGAAAACAACAUUGGUUUACUUUUUCCGCACUCUUUGGAAGGUCAGCUGGCUUGACAAUAAGCUUCAAACAAGUAAAGAGUAGUUGAAAUUGAUAACGUUUUUGAGUGUAUAUUAUCCACAUUAAGAUGAUGUAUAUACUUCUUCAAGAACUUGUUAUAUUUGUGGUAUUUCCAUUCUCUCCUUUGAGGCUA